AUGGCAUACGUUGUUCGAUUCGUGGUCACGAUAGUCGCUAAACUCAAUACAAAACGCGAUCGUUCAUUGACCCUGUCAUUAAUGAUAAAAUGCGAUCAGUCAUUAGCUUAUGGACCAUUAAGUGGAAAGGAAAUUCAAAAGGCUGAGACAUUGCUGAUCAAGCAUCACCAAGAAACAAAAAUCACCCCCGAAAUUAUUAAAGCACUGCAACAUCUCAAUAUCCUCAAAGAUGAUGAAGGGAUUCUCCGUUGUUACGGACGUCUUGAACGUGCUCAAAUGAACGACAUGACGAAAUAUCCCAUCUUCAUCUUGCAAAAAACUGAUCUUGCAAAAAUGAUUAUCUGUGAUUACCAUCGAAAAGGUUAUCCAGGAAUAAAUCAUACAAUAGCGCUUAUUAGGCAAAAGUUCUGGAUACCACAAUUGCGCUCACAAGUCACCACUUUGAUUCGUAAAUGCCUGCAAUGUCAAAAGUUCAAUAAUCUGCCAUAUAAGUACCCACAACAAGAAGACUUACCAAAAGAGAGGGUCAUACGAUCCUACCCGUUUCAGCACGUUGGACUGGAUUAUUUCGGGCCACUACCGAUCAUAAGUCCCGUAGGUCAGGGGAAAUGCUAUGGAUCCAUCAUUACGUGCAUGACAACAAGACUCAUUCAUUUGGAUGUAGUCUCCGACCUCACCACUGUAGCAUUUCUACAUAUGCUUCGACGUUUUUUUUUUGCAAGAAGAGGCAUUCCUCAGUCAAUAACGAGCGAUAACGCACCUACCUUCGAAUUGGGGGAAACAAUACUGAAUGAAAGUAUUCGAGCUGCAGAAAGUGAUCCAACAGUAGCAACAGAAUUGAGUGACAAAGCAAUUGACUGGAAACAUAUUACGCCGUAUGCUCCCUGGCAAGGAAGGUUUUAUUAA
This is a messenger RNA of Necator americanus (New World hookworm), 906 nucleotides long. RefSeq lists its product as uncharacterized. Bases 1 to 906 code for a protein of 301 amino acids. The record is from RefSeq and is a predicted model, not a curated record. Gene Ontology annotation, biological process: DNA integration. Gene Ontology annotation, molecular function: nucleic acid binding. NCBI's taxonomy places the organism in Eukaryota, Metazoa, Nematoda, Chromadorea, Rhabditida, Ancylostomatidae. The transcript has a single exon.